Neogale vison (American mink) is the source of this 2185-nucleotide messenger RNA. RefSeq names its product NOP2/Sun RNA methyltransferase 5 (gene NSUN5). Gene Ontology annotation, molecular function: methyltransferase activity. The record is from RefSeq and is a predicted model, not a curated record. The transcript has 11 exons. NCBI's taxonomy places the organism in Eukaryota, Metazoa, Chordata, Mammalia, Carnivora, Mustelidae. Gene Ontology annotation, biological process: rRNA base methylation. Gene Ontology annotation, cellular component: nucleolus. The coding region runs from base 539 to 1963 and encodes 474 amino acids.
CGAGCAGAGGAGAAGCGCUUUGGGGCGUCCAGUCCAGGGAGGGAUGCUGCAGCCGGAGCCGGGCCGGGGCGGGCCGUGGGUGCUGCUCCAAGCACAUGACCUGUUCUGUAGUCCUGACAGCGUGGGAGCGCGAGAGCCUGCUCGGGGAGAAAACUAGCCGGCGGGAAGGAGGCCGGAGAUGGGACAGCAGAGCCGAAGCAGCUUAGAGCAGAGGACACAGAGAUGGAGGGAGUGACCAAGAGACACUAACGUAACAGAACACAAAGGAUCAAUAAGCACAGUGUCAACCUCUGUAAGGAAACAGCAGGGAAGCCCCGCCGCCUGUCAGACUGGAAAAGAUCGGAAACCAGCGGUGCGAGGAGGAGGGGAAGCCACUCUCCCAGCGCUUCACCUCACGCGGGGCUCGGGAGUCCUGACAGCGCACGGGAGUUUCCGGGUCGAAAGCCCGUGCCCUUUGACCCGGAAGUGCAGGCGGGCGGGGCGGUGCCAAGGCGAGAGUGCCUCGCGACACAGCCGUAAAGGCGCGUGGGAGCGCAGCAUGGCGCUGUACGCGACGGCGGCGACGGUGCUGGCAGCCGUGGAGGGCCGACGGGGCUCCAUCAAGGGGCUGGUGUACGCCAGCAGCUUCCAGAACGUCAAGCAGCUGUACGCGCUGGUGUGCGAGACGCAGCGCUACUCCGCCGUGCUGGACGCCGUGAUCGCCGGCGCCGGCCUCCUCCGCGCCGAGAAGAAGCUGCGGCCGCACCUGGCCAAGGUGCUCGUGUACGAGCUGCUGCUGGGGAAGGGCUUCAGAGGGGGCGGGGGCCGCUGGAGACCUUUGCUGGAGCGGCACCAGGCCAGGCUGAAGGCUGAGUUGGCGCGGCUCAAGGUUCAGCGCCGGGUGAGCCGCAACGAGGACCUGUUGCAAGUGGGAUCCAGGCCUGGCACGGCCUCGCAGGUGCCUCGGUUCGUGCGCGUGAACACCCUCAAGACCAGCCCUGAUGAUGCAGUAGAUUAUUUCAAGAGACAAGGUUUCUCCUACCAGGGUCGGGCUUCCAGCCUCGAGGACCUGCGGGCCCUCAAAGGGAAGUGCUUUCUCCUGGACCCCUUGUUGCCAGAGCUGCUGGUGUUCCCGGCCCAGACGGAUCUGCACGACCACCCCCUGUACCGGGCCGGUCACCUCAUCCUGCAGGACAAGGCCAGCUGCCUCCCGGCCAUGCUGCUGGCCCCGCCCCCGGGCUCGCACGUCCUGGACGCCUGCGCUGCCCCAGGCAACAAGACCAGUCACUUGGCCGCUCUGCUCAGGAACCAGGGGAAGAUCUUUGCCUUUGACCGGGACGCUGCGCGGCUGGCGUCCAUGGCUACCCUGCUGGCCCGGGCUGGAGUCUCGUGCUGCGAGCUGGCGGAGGAGGACUUCCUGGCGGUCUCCCCCUCUGACCGGCGCUACCGUCAGGUCCAGUACAUCUUGCUGGACCCUUCUUGUAGCGGCUCAGGAAUGCCAGCCAGACCGCUGGAGGAGCCCGGGGCAGGCACCCCGAGCAAGGCGCGCCUGCAGGCCCUGGCCGGCUUCCAGCAGCGAGCACUGCGCCACGCGCUUAGCUUCCCCUCCCUGCAGCGCCUGGUCUACUCCACGUGCUCCCUGUGCCAGGAGGAGAACGAGGACGUGGUGUGGGACGCCCUCCAGCAGAACCCAGGGGCCUUCAGGCUAGCUCCCGUCCUACCCUCCUGGCCCCACCGAGGCCUCGGCACUUUUCCAGGGGCUGAACACUGCCUCCGGGCCUCCCCCGAGACCACGCUCACUGGUGGCUUCUUUGUCGCUGUUCUGGAACGGGUCGAGGUGUCAAGCUCGGUCCCCGAGGCUGAAGCAGCAGCACCUGAACUCCGGGCCGGUGCUGCCCGGCGGAGGAAGAGGAGACGGCGCCGGGCCCCGGCUCCAGGCACGCCACAGGUCCGCGGAGCCGAGCCCGCUCCGGGGGCCAGUUAGAGCCUGGGCCUCUGUGCGGCUCAGCCCGCAGUCCUGCGUGACAGCUCCGUCCUUCCUACUGCCUGGUCACCGCUCUAGGAAGGAAAGCGGUAACCCUGGCUCUCCAGCGCGGGACACAGUGGACUUCCUUGUCCUGGGGCCCCUCCCUGGGCCGUGUCCCUGCCGGGGAGGGAGUGCCGGCCCGGCCGCGGAAAUAAAAGGCAGGACAUGGUCCACAAUAGA